UCCGCACUAAAACCAUCACUUCACCCUGCCCUGAUCUGACUCCGCCCCCCACGCCCUAACGUCACCAUCAUUUCAUGCGACCUUCUAAAACCCAGUUCCUCUACCAGUCACUUUCGGAAAGUCUGCGCAAGGUGGGUGGCAAUAAUACGAUACAUCAUCAAGACCACCACAAUGAACAUCAUCACUGCCAUUCGCAGAGACAUCAGCAGUAGCGCAAGUACAUCUCCAUCAUUACCAACAUAAUACCUCCAAGGUCCACCCCAGACCCACAAGAGUCCGAAACAACCACAACGAUGCCUUACUCAACCUUCAUCAGACUCCACACCGCCCCAUUUUUCCUACUGCUCCACCUGCUUCUCCUGCCACGUGGGACCACUCCCAUCCCAAUGCAGCCCCGUGGAGGUGGCCGCUCGUGGCCAAGGACCCUGCCCUGCGAAGUGGACGUCGUUAAAGAGACCGCGGCCAUCACGGUCGACUGCUCCGGCCUGGGCCUGACCCAUAUUCCGUUUGGAAUCCCAAAACACGUCACACAGUUGAACCUGAGCAACAACAAAAUCUGUGGUGUGCAGCGGGACGAUUUCAUCCAUUUCCAGGACACUCUCCGGGACCUUGACCUGAGUGGAAACUGCCCUUCCAGUGUGACCUCCCCAAACUGCCCGUGCGACAACGGUAACUUCACACUUGGCGCGGCUGCACUCUCCUCACUCAACCUCUCUUCACUCAACCUUGGUGGCAAUAGCUUCUCUCGGGUGCCAUCGGAACUCCCACGGAGCCUUCACACCCUGAACUUACAGUUCAACCGCAUUUCCCAGGUCUUCGCCUCAGACUUUGAGUACCAUUCAGCACUUAGAAUCCUUCACCUGGGGUACAACUGCUUUGUGCACAACCCAUGUGGCCGGGCAUUCGGUGUGGAGCCAGGUGCCUUCAGUGCUUUCAACCUGUCCGAGCUGCACCUGCCUAGCAACAAUGUAAGCAACCCCCCGACUGGCCUGCCUGCCUCUCUGACACUACUGGACUUGAGCGGGAACCAGCUGCGCACCUUCGAGCAGAAGCAUCUGAGCGGCCUCUCCUCCCUGUGCUUGCUGGACCUCAGCAUGAACUGCCCACGCUGCUACAAUGCCCCUUACCCGUGCCACCCGUGUCCAGAUAAUGGACCCCUCAACAUCACCCAUGAUGCUUUCUUUAAUGUAACUGAACUUCGCAGCCUGAAUCUGCGCUCUGUGUCACUGCGGAGCAUUCCCAGUCAGAUGUUCAAGAAUAACCCCCAUCUCACUCACCUUGACCUCUCCCUCAACUAUCUCGCAAAAGCACUGGCUGAGGGCUCCUUCCUGCUCCACCUGAAGCGACUGGAGGUGCUGGACCUGUCUUUUAACUAUGAGCCAGGCCAUUACUUCAAGGAACUUAAUCUGUCAUCGCACUUUGCGGCACUUACCUCACUCAAGAAGCUGAUGAUCAAGGGCUAUGUGUUUGAGCGCCUUGAGGACUCUCAGAUCGAUGUCCUCCACAACCUGUCACACCUCACUUCACUUGACUUGGGCAUUAACUUCAUAAAUCACCUGGACCUUGCCAUCUUCAAAAAAAUGAGUGGGCUCAGCAGCAUCUUCCUCUCGCAGAACCAGAUCUCGCCACCUGUGGAGAAGCGAGGGGAGGGCCUUCAAUUCGGGUUAGGUGAGUCCCAAAAGGUCCCGGGAAUUGAGAGAAUCAUUUUAGAUGAUAGAACCCAUUCCAUUACCUCAGCAAAGUAUGAGGAGUGCAAGUCAUAUGGGAAGUUACUGGACCUCAGUGUCAAUAACAUCUUCUUCAUAAAUCCAAUGCAGUUCAAUGGCGCUGAGGAUGUACACUGCCUAAAUUUAAGCACCAACGCCAUUGGGCAGACUCUUAAUGGAUCGGAAUUUGUCAACCUCCCCAACCUGAAGUACCUUGACCUCUCCUUCAACCGUCUGGACCUCUUCCACUCUAGUGCUCUGACUGAACUAAAGAGCCUGGAGGUACUGGACCUGAGCUACAACAGACACUACUUCUCCAUGGAUGGCAUUGUGCACAAUAUAAAUUUCAUCUCCAACAUGACAUUACUACGGAAGCUUAACCUAGGCUGGAAUGGGAUCAAGAGCCUGGGGCCCACGACGGUAAUUCGCAGCCACACCCUCACUGAUCUCCACUUCGACGGAAACAACCUGAAUGUACUAUGGGAAGAUGGCAAUGAGAACAACUACAACGUGUUCGAGAACCUGACACAUAUAAAAAUGCUCAACAUAUCCUAUAACAACCUAAAUUCCAUCCCAAAUGGCAGUGUCCUCCUCCACCUGAGGAACAUUCGGGAGUUGAUCGCAAACCACAACCAUCUGAACAAUUUCCCGUGGGAUGAACUACGGUACAUGGCCAACCUUAGCGUGCUGUCACUAGACUACAACCGACUUCAGGCACUACCCAUUUCUCUGCUAGACUUCAAUAUCUCCAUUACCAAGCUGUCCAUCAGCCACAACCAUCUGACCACAAUCAGCAGGUACUUCUUGCUGCAUGCCCCAAGCCUUGCUAUCCUGGAUGUUGCAUACAAUAAAAUUGAUGGAGCUCACCGUGAUGAUUUCCCCAAAGAUGCCCUUGAUCACUUGCAAAAACUGAUGCUGGAAGGGAACCCGUUUCUCUGUACCUGUGAGAACAUCUGGCUGGCACAGUGGAUCAAUAGCACUGAUGUGAACAUCCCACAUGUCGCCACGGGGCUCCUGUGUGACCGGCCCGAUGGGCACCGCCACAAGAGUGUCCUAGUCACCCUGGACUUCUUGGAGUGCGAGUUCAUUGGACUCAUGCUGGGACUGUUCCUGCUCUACAAUACGAUCAUAUUAUUGCUGAUGGCCUCGUCGUUUGUGUGGGCACGCUACCGCUGGGACGUUGCGUACACCGCGCGUUUUUACGCCGCACGGUGCUGCCGUGGUCACUCUAAUGGUGGUAGUGGCUCCAAUGGCCAGGACUAUCGCAAGCUUGAGUGCGGCUAUGAUGCCUUUGUGGCAUACGACUCGAGCGACAUGGACGUGUGCGAGUGGGUCCUACAAGAAAUGCGUGUCCACAUGGAGGAGGCUGGCCCAUAUGGGGCCCAACGCACUUUCCGGUUGUGUUUAGAGGACCGGGACUGGGUACCUGGGAUGAGCGUGGCUGACAACUUGGUGGCAAGCGUGCACGCCAGCAGGAGAACUGUGUUUGUCCUUACACGGGCUUUUGCGGCGUCGGGUCGGUUCCGUGAGGCCUUCCUCAUGUCACAUCAGAGGCUGCUGGAUGAGAAGGUGGAUAUGGUGAUCCUAGUGAUGCUGGAGAGGAUGCGCUCAUCCUUCACACGCUCACGGUAUAUGCGUCUCCGACAGCGACUGAGCCCCGGCUCCAUUCUGCGCUGGCCGACCAACCCCCAUGCUCAGAAGAUAUUCUGGCAGGGCCUGCGGGAUGCCUUGGCCGGGCCCAGCAAAGCAGCCACACAGGCUGCCAAGCGACGACGACAACAUCACAGUGAUGUAGAUGGGCGGGAACUGCCCGAUGGAUGUAGUCUAGUCCUGUAAAUUAGUGCUAGAGGUGAAGAAGAGUCACUAUACCAGUCCUAGAGAUAUUUAAUUAUUGUAGAUGAACCCUUUAAGACCUAGUCUAGGGGAGACCUGUCCUCUAGGUCCUAUAAUGUACAGUAGUAUAGUAGGAUUUGUCAUAUAGACCAUUCCAGAUUAUGUUUAAGCUGUAGGCCAAUCCUUUUGGAUCUAUAGACCAGUCAUAUAGAUAAAUCCCUUCGGUUUAGAGCAGGGGUUGGCAACCUUUCAAAUAAGAAGAGCCAUUUUUUUUCUUUGACCAAAAUAGUUCGAGAGCCACAUUAAACGCAGACCUACACAAACAUAGCAGGUAUACAGCAGAUUACAAACACAUUCUGACGUAAAUAUACAAAAUAGGUGAUUAAAUAAACUGUCUACUGUA
Messenger RNA from Petromyzon marinus (sea lamprey), 3942 nucleotides. Its product is annotated as toll-like receptor 7. Gene Ontology annotation, molecular function: pattern recognition receptor activity; protein binding. The record is from RefSeq and is a predicted model, not a curated record. Gene Ontology annotation, cellular component: plasma membrane. Gene Ontology annotation, biological process: defense response to virus; canonical NF-kappaB signal transduction; positive regulation of interleukin-6 production. Lineage: Eukaryota; Metazoa; Chordata; Hyperoartia; Petromyzontiformes; Petromyzontidae.